AUGAGGACCACAGCCUCCCUCGCUGCAACUUGCUUGCUGGUUGGGCGGGCGGCUGCCGACUGGCAGUUCCGCUCCCGCACUGAUCUCGCCCCGCCCCGGCUGAACAUCAGCAUUCCGGCCACCAAGGACGCCGCAGAGGGAUACCUCUUUGUGGCCCCUUUCGCCGGGUUCCCCGACACGCCCACCGAGCAGCAUGGCCCUCGGCAGGCCGGCCCGUACAUCUUCCGCGAUGACGGUGACCUGAUCUGGUCCGGCUACGGCAUCUACAGCAUCUGGGCCACCAACUUCCAAGCUGCCCGCUGGAAGGGCAAGGACGUCUUAUUCAGCUUUGAGGGUGACCACAAUGCCGGCUAUGGCCACGGCCACGGCCACAUCACUAUCAUGGACCAGCACUACGAGACCAUCCGUGAGCUGCGCGCCGGAAACCACAAGCUGGUUGACAAGCACGAGUUCCACGUCAUCAACGAGGAAACCGGUCUCAUCCAGAUCUACCAGCCCGUCCCCCGCGACUUGAGCAAGUGGGGAGGCAGCCCCGAGCAGCAGUGGAUCGUCGACGCCAUCAUCCAAGAACUCGACAUCGCCACAGGCCGCCUCCUCUUCGAAUGGCACAGCCUCGACCACGUCACGCCCGCCGAAGCUGUGCUCCCGCUCAAUCCCGGCCAAGCCGGCUCGGGCUACAACUCGUCGGACGCGUGGGACUACUUCCACAUCAACAGCGUCGACAAGGACCGCGCGGGCAACUACAUUGUGUCUGCGCGCGACGCCUGUGCCGUGCACAAGAUCAACGGUACCACGGGCGAGAUCAUCUGGCGCCUCAACGGCAAGGCGUCGGAUUUUAAGAUGGGUGAGGGGAGCGAGUUCUGCUUUCAGCACCAUGCAAGGUGGUUGAAGGAGGAUGAGGGUGAUGGGGUCGAGGUCAUUAGCUUGUAUGACAACUCGGCGCAUGGCACGGAGCAUGGCGGUGGAAGGGAGGUGCAUACCGCCGAGAAUAGUAGCGGGAAGAUCCUGCGGCUGGACUCGAAUGCCUGGACUGCGGAGCUGGUGCAUGGGUAUUAUCCGCCUAAGGGGUACAAGUUGCUGUCGAAAAGCCAGGGCUCGACGCAGGUGCUCCCCGGUGGCAACGUGCUGGUUAACUGGGGGUCGGAGGGCGCUGUCACGGAGUAUACCGAGGAUGGCGAGGUGGUGUUCCACGCCGAGAUGGAUACCGGGGCGCUCAAUGACGGUGUUGAGAACUACCGGGCUUUCAAGUUCAACUGGACCGGGUUGCCCAGCGAGGAGCCCGCGGUGGUGGCCUUGGAGGGAGAGGAGGGGACGUCGGUCUACGUGAGCUGGAACGGCGACACUGAAACGGCGACGUGGCGGUUUUUUGAGGUGGUUGAUGGGCUCGGCUCGCGUUCCUUCCUCGGCGAGUCGCAGCGCAAGAGCUUUGAGACUAGGCUUGAUCUCCCCAAGGGCAAGAAGGUUGGCCGCGUUGCUGCUGAGGCGGUCGACAAGCAGGGCAGGGUGCUGCGGACGACGCGAGAGGUUGGCGUCGAGCCCGAGAUUCUCCCCGCUGGUGCCCACAAGACGAAGUCUAGUGGCUCCGGACAAUCGGUUAUUAAGACGCAGACGGGUCUGGACCUUGGCUCUUCUGCCGAGAGCCGCUGGGAGGAGUAUGCUAUUCUCAAGUUCUUCCGCCUCUCGAAGGACCUUUGA
Chaetomium globosum CBS 148.51 is the source of this 1695-nucleotide messenger RNA. RefSeq lists its product as uncharacterized. The coding region runs from base 1 to 1695 and encodes 564 amino acids. The record is from RefSeq and is a predicted model, not a curated record. NCBI's taxonomy places the organism in Eukaryota, Fungi, Ascomycota, Sordariomycetes, Sordariales, Chaetomiaceae. The transcript is spliced from 2 exons.